This is a messenger RNA of Aspergillus alliaceus, 1198 nucleotides long. Its product is annotated as zinc-dependent alcohol dehydrogenase family protein. The record is from RefSeq and is a predicted model, not a curated record. Gene Ontology annotation, molecular function: oxidoreductase activity. NCBI's taxonomy places the organism in Eukaryota, Fungi, Ascomycota, Eurotiomycetes, Eurotiales, Aspergillaceae. The transcript has 4 exons. Bases 54 to 1097 code for a protein of 347 amino acids.
GCUACACACCUGCUAAUCAUCACUUGACCCUAAAAUCGAUACAAUCAAUAACAAUGGCACCCGAAACCAUGAAGCAGUGGUCCGUGCAGGGCAAGGCCAACGGCUUUGACGAGCUUGCCUACAAUGAUGCACCGGUUCCUAAAGUUGGAGAUAACGAUGUUCUGGUGAAGUUCCACGCCGCAUCGUUGAAUUACCGUGAUCUUAUUAUCCCACGAGGCAUGUACCCUUUCGCCAUCAACUUCCCAGUUGUGCCUGGUUCGGAUGGAGCCGGUGAGGUUGUUGAAGUGGGUCCCAAGGUUACUCAAUUUAGCAAAGGAGACAAGGUGAUCACCUUGUUCAACCAGCUACAUCAGUAUGGUCCUAUCGAUCCUAGGGCUGCUGGAUCUGGGCUGGGUGGUGUUAUUGAUGGCACCCUGCGUCAAUACGGUGUCUUCAAUGAAGACGGUUUGGUGAAGAGCCCGAAGAACCUCACCCAUCUUGAGUCCAGCACUCUUUCGUGCGCAGCUCUUACUAGCUGGAACGCUUUGUAUGGCUCGAGACCUCUCCAGCCUGGACAGACCGUUCUUGUACAAGGUACUGGUGGCGUUAGCUUGUUCGCAUUGCAGUUCGCUAAAGCUGCCGGAGCGACUGUCAUCGCUACUACCUCCUCUGCCGAGAAAUCUGAAAAGCUCAAGGAGCUUGGCGCAGACCAUGUCAUCAACUAUAAGUCUGAUCCAAACUGGGGCGAGACCGCUCGCAAGCUCACUCCCAACAAUGUUGGUGUAGACUACAUCAUUGAGGUUGGCGGCAGCGGGACUCUUAACCAGAGCUUUAAGUGCAUCAAGUUCGAGGGAAUCAUUAGCGUUAUUGGGUUCCUCGGAGGCGUUGACCCUAAGACUCAGCCCAGCAUUCUUGAUACCCUGAGUAACAUCUGUACCGUUCGGGGUGUCUAUGUCGGAAGCAAGGAAUUACUUAACAACAUGGUUAGGGCUAUUGAAGCCAACGAUAUCCAUCCUGUUGUGGACCCUAAGGUCUUUAGCCUCGACAAGGCUAAGGACGCUUAUGAAUAUAUGUGGGGCCAGAAGCAUUUCGGAAAGCUGGCGAUCAAGAUCGAUUAAAUGUUUACGAAGUAAGAAUAUCUCCUGUAAUAAUUGUGACUGGUCAACAUAAUAUGUAUAAAAAUUACAAACUGGUUAAGCAUAAUGCACGUGGUUCUCAG